CCCGAUACCUCGUCAACGCCUCUCUUUGAAGCAAGACUCCUCCCCCAUUCCACAGAAAGUCAUAACUCAUCAGUCCAUCGUCGAUCAUCUUCCCUGAAGCUUUCCUCAGAACAAGCUCAAGCGAGUCAGCAUGAGUACAACGACAAGGACUCGGAGGCCCCACACUAGGAGUAAAACCGGGUGUUUGACUUGUCGAAAGCGUCGCGUGCGUUGUGACGGCGGAAAACCAACCUGUACCCGAUGUGUCAGUGCAGGACGGGCAUGCGAGUUUGCUGAUCCUAGUAUCCCACUUCGAGACCGCAAGGCUACCUGUCUUCCAGGCGAACAGCAACCUUGGAUUAUAAGCCAGGAUGCACCGCCAGUAACUCUAAUGGUUAAUUCCCCAUUCGGAAAAUCAGUGGAGCCUUUCGACUGUUUAGGCUUGGACAUGACUCUUCGCUCCAGAGAGCUACUUCACUAUUUUCAUAAUAGCCACGACAGUGCUGAUUUGGUACUAAGUAAAGCCUCGAGAAAUAUCUUUUCUUCUGUCGCUCAGCACCCCGAUGCCCUGAGGGACACUCUUCUCGUAGCAGGCCUGCACUAUGCAUGGACUGUCGGUGAUCUCGAAACGUAUAAGCCAACUUUCCUGUUUCACAAAGUCUCAACAAUACAAGUCUUGAACCGAUGGUUGCAGAACAUACAUCAACCGGGGCUGAUGACCUUCAUUCGGCAUGUUUCAAUUCUUUGCUUUAUAGAGGCAUCUUAUGGUAACGUACACGAUACAGAGGCUCAUAUCAACGGCCUCGUAAACGCCGUCCACCUUCUCAGCCCCCUCGAUGACGACUUCGGCCAUCGAUCAGAAAUCGAAGAAGAGCUUGCUAAUCGCUAUCUCUUGCUCACAUACUAUGCCUACCAAGGCUUCAAGGCCAGGAUAUUGGGAAGCGACUCUUUGCAGAACCUUUUCCGACAGAACAAUACCGCAGAGUUUUCCACGUUCGUAUCGCAGAUCUAUCUCUGGAAGACCCAAAAUAUCGGCCAUCUUGAUAUGCGUCUCAACGCCAUGAAACUCUUGCCAUUCUUCUUCGCUGCCCUCCCCUCAUCAACGCAAUUCCAUAGCAUCGACGCAUCACCUCUAAUAGAUUGCCUGAAGCAUGUUACAACUUCAACGCAGACAGUCAGGGAAGACUGUUACAAAUGCGACCCAAGCUGGGAAUGGAUCGAGGGAUCAGAUUCUCGACUUCUCUGCGCUACUAUCGGCUCCCAUUUCUCAUCUCUGUUCCACGACGAUAUGUUCUCAUCAGCACACUCGUCAAAAUAUAGCACUUCUUGGUCUGGUAUGUGCGCUGCAUCAAGCCUGUAUAUGCACAGUGUCCUGGAGCUCUGGAACGGCGGCGAGGCCAUUGACGCUCGUCUCUUGCGAAGGUUUCUCUCGAUCUUGAGUCGAGAUCUCAGCCAAUCUGUCAGCACUUUGGGACUCAACGACUCUACGGAUUUUUGGCUUUGGCGAGCGUUCCUUGGAGAGUAUAGCAUUGCUAAACAGCAAGCGAAUAACCAUGACCCCUUGCUGGAUGGCCUCCAAAGAGCUUUUACUGGCUACGUAGAUGCAUGGAAAAGGGUUACUGGGUUGACACUUUGGGAAGAGGCGCAUGCCUGUUUAGUGUCAGUGGCGUGGCCCGCUACUAUGAAUUAUGAAACGGGGCGAGGUAUUUGGAUAAGUGCAAUCGAGCAUACAACAUGUUGAGAACUAAAAGCUGUCGCUGCUUUAUAACUGUACAAUAUUGUAUCAAUAAAUCACAACUCGAAUCUUACUAAAGCGGCCACGACAUGGCAAAAACCCGAGAUCGACCUUCAGACCGCUCUAUUCGGGCAGCAAUAUCGUGCCCUCAGUUACUGGAGUUGCAGACCCUGAGAGGGAUAUAUUUGCAACUUUGUCUCCAGUCUCAUCCAGUACAAUGUCGACAAUGAUACUGCUGUCACGGCCAAUCUCCUGUCCCUGGUCAAGAUAGAAUCUAUACAUACCGCCCGAAUCCCCCUGCUGAAGCGCGAGAUAUGCGCCCAGAGCACAUGAACCGCUUCCGCAGGCGGGGUCCUCGAGACCGAUUGCAAUCAUACGAAUUCUGAGAUGUUGGACCUUCUUGCCACUCUCGUCGUAAGGAUCCGACAGCACUCUAUAGUACAUCACCCCUGUGAAAGAUGGUGCCCAUCCCUCGUCAAGCUCUGUAAGCUGACUGGGGCCUGUGGAGAUGGCGGUGAACAGGCUGGGCUGAUUGGUAAAGUCGACCAAGGUGUAGGUGACGCCCUUGACAAUAGACACGCAUGGAUAGCUCUGUUCAGUUGAUAAUCCCUGGGUCUUCAAGCUCGGUUGGGUGUCGAGAAUGCUUUGUGUACUAGUAGGGCGGGAAUGAAUGUGGACGUUAUGCGGCACGUCGGCUGCCACAGUUUCUCGCGACGGAUCAUAACGCACAACAACUGGCCCAGCGUUUGUCCAAAGGGUGGCCUCUGAGGAGUGCACAGCGAGACCAGGAAGUAGCUGUCGAAAUAGCACAUGGCCAGUGCCGAUGACAGGAUGGCCGGCAAAAUCCAUCUCGUUCACAGGAGUAAAGAUGUUGAUGGUCACUGCUCCAUUCGUGUUUCGACGCAAAAAGACGGUUUCGGAGAAGUUGAAUUCACGUGCAAUCAUCUGCAUGUCUGCAGGCGGUAGCGCAUCACCUUGAACUUGGACAACAGCCACUUGGUUUCCCUUAUACCUGACGGAAACAAGAAAGUCAGUAAUCUAGGUUCAAAGCUUAGGGCAGCUAUAGUGUUGUGGUUGUUGGCAUCACCUUUUUGUUGUGAAAACAUCAAGUGUCACUUUUGAGCAUGUUAACAUUGAUAUUGCGCCACAAAGAAUGGGAGGGGAAAGUCUGGGAAGUUUAUCUCGGGCAUUCAUUCACCAUAGGAAGCCUUCUUGGGAAUCAUUUUGCGCAUCAACGUCAAUCGACGAGGCCAGUUGAAAGAGAACUAGAAAGAGGAUGAAGGAAGCAAACAGCGUUGAAUGGCUUAAGGCGCCGUGAAUACAGCUGAUGCAACGAGUGGAAGAGGGUAACAAAGCCUUUGCAUUGAGAGGCUCAA
This is a messenger RNA of Fusarium odoratissimum NRRL 54006, 3090 nucleotides long. RefSeq lists its product as uncharacterized. The transcript has 6 exons. NCBI's taxonomy places the organism in Eukaryota, Fungi, Ascomycota, Sordariomycetes, Hypocreales, Nectriaceae. The record is from RefSeq and is a predicted model, not a curated record. Gene Ontology annotation, biological process: regulation of DNA-templated transcription. Bases 131 to 1720 code for a protein of 529 amino acids. Gene Ontology annotation, molecular function: zinc ion binding; DNA-binding transcription factor activity, RNA polymerase II-specific.